This is a messenger RNA of Prorocentrum cordatum, 1239 nucleotides long. The record is from the annotation of a GenBank genome assembly. Lineage: Eukaryota; Dinophyceae; Prorocentrales; Prorocentraceae.
AUGGCAUCUUUAUCGCAAGUUUCCUUUCAAGAUUUUCAGUGGAGCCCCCCGAACCCCUGCGACCACGCUUCCUCGUGGAUGGCGGCCAAGGCCAAGAAGGUUUCGAGUAAGAAGACCCUCAAGAAGCUUUCGAAACGACCGGCUGGGCAUGCUCUUCCAGCCUUGCGGAUUGAGCCAGCCCCAGAGGCGCCGCUCGAAGAUGUGACUAUCUUCAACGAGACUGCAAGGGGGAACGCUCCCGUCCGCAUCGGAGGCGAUUGCAGCGGUUGGUGCACCGAGCACGCAGCGUCAUUGGCAGUACUGAGCGUCGGCCUGAUCCACGUCUUCGCGAGCGACUCUUGCAAGGCGGCGCGCAAAUUCAUCCACCGUUUCUGCCAGCCACUGCACCUGUACAACGACGUCACCACGAGGGCUGCCCCCAACAACUUGGAUCUGUACGUCGCUGGUUUCCCAUGCCAGCCUUGGUCGAUUGCGGCAGGGAACGGAGAAGGGCUGUCUGACAAAAGAGGAAGAGGGGGCAUAGUGGAAUACAUAGUCGACUACAUCGACAAGGCGCGCCCGAAGAGUUUCCUGCUGGAAAACGCACCUGGCCUAGUGACGAAAUUCGUCAGCGUGUUCAACCUCGUUAUUGGCACACUCCGGGCGCUCAAGGACUCGACCACCGGAAAGGCCGCCUACGCCGUGCACUGGAAAAUUCUCAAGCCAGACGUCGAGGGCGGCCUUCCACAACAUCGCCCGCGAGUCUACGUGGUCGGCAUUUUGCAGACCGAGAUGCGGAGGCAGUUCCAGUGGCCCACGCCGAUCGACACCGUGGCGCUGUCCCAGAUCCUCGAGGAGCACACCGGCACGUGGGCCGACUUGGAGCAGCUCAGUGCGACGAAGAAGACGAACGUGAUUAAGUGCCUAGCUAAGACAUGCGACGACGGGGCCCUGCCACAGGAUAUUGACGCGAUCUUCGACAUUGGAGGCACAAAACCAACGAUCAUGAAGGAGGUGUGCCCAUGUCUCACGGUGACGCGGUGCCAGGACCAGGCCUACUUCUCUAGCCAGCAGUUCCGCACAUUGACCAUCACAGACAUGAUGCGCCUCCAAGGCGUCGAUGAGAACAUGUUCGCCGGGUGGGACGAGAUCCUUUCGCCAAGGCAGAUGGGUUCCUUGAUCGGUAACGCAAUGUGCCAGUCUAUCGUCGAGAGGGUGCUGCGCGGCAUCUACUUGAGCCUCGGCGUUCCAUGCAAGUGA